This is a messenger RNA of Eublepharis macularius, 1466 nucleotides long. RefSeq names its product actin alpha 2, smooth muscle (gene ACTA2). The transcript is spliced from 9 exons. The record is from RefSeq and is a predicted model, not a curated record. Lineage: Eukaryota; Metazoa; Chordata; Lepidosauria; Squamata; Eublepharidae. The coding region runs from base 105 to 1238 and encodes 377 amino acids.
GGAACUUUCAGUUUCCCAGUGCACCAUCCCAGAGCAGCUCUCCCCAGCUAAGCAUUGACAGGGAUUGUAACUGAGUGGAGGGUUUGAGAAAGUUGCUAUAGAAGAUGUGUGAAGAAGAGGAUAGCACCGCACUGGUUUGUGACAAUGGCUCAGGACUUUGUAAGGCGGGCUUUGCUGGGGAUGACGCUCCAAGAGCUGUUUUUCCUUCCAUUGUGGGACGCCCCAGGCACCAGGGUGUGAUGGUAGGAAUGGGACAGAAAGACAGCUAUGUAGGCGACGAGGCUCAAAGCAAAAGAGGGAUCCUGACACUGAAAUAUCCCAUAGAGCAUGGAAUCAUCACCAACUGGGACGACAUGGAGAAGAUUUGGCAUCACUCUUUUUACAACGAGCUGCGAGUUGCCCCUGAAGAGCAUCCAACUCUGCUUACAGAAGCCCCAUUGAACCCCAAAGCUAACCGAGAGAAAAUGACACAAAUUAUGUUUGAGACUUUCAAUGUACCAGCUAUGUAUGUUGCUAUUCAGGCUGUCCUGUCCCUCUAUGCUUCUGGCCGUACAACAGGGAUUGUCCUUGACUCUGGAGAUGGUGUCACUCAUAAUGUGCCAAUCUAUGAAGGCUAUGCACUGCCUCAUGCCAUCAUGCGCCUGGACUUGGCUGGCCGUGAUCUGACUGACUACCUCAUGAAAAUUCUGACAGAACGUGGCUACUCAUUUGUUACUACUGCUGAGCGAGAAAUUGUCCGUGAUAUCAAAGAGAAGCUCUGCUAUGUUGCUCUGGACUUUGAAAAUGAGAUGGCUACAGCUGCUUCUUCAUCCUCCCUUGAAAAAAGCUAUGAGCUACCUGAUGGUCAGGUGAUCACAAUAGGGAAUGAGCGUUUCCGAUGCCCAGAGACUCUCUUCCAACCCUCUUUCAUUGGCAUGGAAUCUGCUGGCAUUCAUGAAACCACUUAUAACAGCAUCAUGAAGUGCGACAUUGAUAUCAGAAAGGACCUUUAUGCAAACAACGUCCUCUCUGGUGGCACCACUAUGUAUCCUGGCAUUGCAGAUCGAAUGCAGAAGGAGAUCACUGCCCUUGCACCCAGCACUAUGAAAAUCAAGAUUAUAGCUCCUCCUGAACGCAAGUAUUCUGUUUGGAUUGGAGGUUCGAUCCUUGCUUCCCUUUCCACCUUCCAGCAGAUGUGGAUCAGCAAACAGGAAUACGAUGAAGCUGGGCCAUCUAUCGUUCACCGCAAAUGUUUCUAAAGUUGCAUCCUCUCCUUCCUCUCUCUCUCUUUCUAUUUGUGAGCACAUUACUGUGAAUGUAUUCAGGAAUAAUAACAUUCUUAUAUAUCUUCAUUCCAAAUACCUUCAUGACAAUGUCUCUUUCCAUUUAGAGUCAUGUGUCAUUUUGGGGGCAGAGGGAAAAAAACUUAAAAUAUUAUCAGCGAGUAAUUUUUAUUUUUCACAAAUAAAAAUUCCAUCUGCCUUCUC